GACUGAAUAUGAACAUGUGAUCAAUACAGUUACUUCUUUGCCUUCGCCUGAUGCUAAUGAGUGGCAACAGUCAAUAAAUGGUAGACUGGUACUCAUGCUCUUUGCAAGUUUCAUAGGUUGGUCUGGGGUGUGAAUCAUUCCGGCAGGUGGAUGCCUUGUUGAUGUCCAGCAAGACGAAGCAAGAUGGCGAUUAUAAGUGGCACAGUGCUGGUUCUUUCGUUCAUCGCUCUUACUUGGGGAGACCAAACUAAGAACCCCUACUUCCGCAAAUACCACAGCAUCAAUCUCGGGAACAAGAGUAUCGGAGGCACAGAGGAAACAAUCAACGCAUUCGGCACUGAUUACAAUCUUCGCAACUACCGAGGGAUUCCGUACGCUGAACCUCCAGUCGGGAAACUUCGUUUCAAACCACCCGUUCCAAAGGUUUUACCAGACGGUUACAAUGCGACUGGUUUUGGUGACGCUUGUCUUCAAAAUAGUCCUGAUUUGGUAAAGAAUGACACUUUGAUAACUGACCCUAUGUACCACACGAAGCAGAGCGAGGACUGUCUGUAUCUCAAUAUCUAUUCGCCAGCAGAUGCAAGCCCAACCAAGACGAAAGCGGUCCUUGUGUUUUUUCAAGCCCGUGGUGGAUGGGUGGCGGCAGCCGGGCAUCAACACAAUGGGAUGGUACUCUCCGCACUUGGAGAUAUUAUUGUGGUGACGUUCAAUUACCGCCUUGGUGUGUUUGGAUUUCUCCAAACAGGGGUGAAAGGAUCUGGUGCAAACUUUGGAGUACAAGACCAACAAGAGGUGAUCAAAUGGGUAAGCUCGAACAUCCAAUACUUUGGUGGUGACAAGGACAGGGUGACAAUAUUCGGAAUACGGACGGGCGGUGUCGACGUGACUCUCCAUGCUGCUGUUAUAGGGAAGAUCCAAAAAUUAAUCAGAGGCGUCAUAUUAUCUGGAAAAACAGCAACAUCUAGCAUUCCUACUGGUCUCGAAAUUUCAGACAAUCCAGGUAGAGCAAGCAUGCUGCUUGCCGAAUUCACAGGCUGUAAAGAGAGAGCUAUCACCAGCGUUGACGAGACAGAACGUCUCUUUGAGUGCCUUCGUGGGAAGACAGCAGCUGAAGUGUUCCAGGCGAGUUUAAAAGUGGCAAGGAAAGUGUUGGAACCUAAUUCGACCGAGACGCCACCUUGGGGACCUAGUGUUGAUGGCAGCAUUAUCAAGUUCCAUCCUUCCUAUUACUACCGCACCUUGGAUCCUCGUUACCGACUUCAACCUCCUAUGAAUGCUAGUGUGUUGAUCGGGGUACGAUAUGUUGACGGUGCAAUCUGGAAUAGAAUUUUCGAGGAAAGGCUAAUGUUUUUCUCGGCGGCAAAUCUGACACCACCAGUAACGAAGCUUUCAGAAACGGUACUAAAGACCAUCCUCUUACCACGACUUUUCAUCAAACUCAAAAACCGGGAUAGAGUCGCCAAAGCAUCAUUCCAAGAGUACUUCGCUGGUUUACCCUCCGAUGCCUCCUAUGACACGGUGCGAAAGGACAGAUUCACUGAAAUGAUUCAAGACUUGCUUUCCUCCUCAGGCCUUAUCGGGAUCGCCAGGUCUCGAGCUCGCGUCCAAAUUGGUAGAACAUUUAUGUACCACUUUACGCAGGAAGAUCCUACUCUAUUCCAAGGUCAAACUCUCUCAAGGUCACUAGAACAGACGUAUGUGCUUGGCGAUAUAGCUUUGGUGAACACGACCAUGAACGUCCGGCCUAAUGUUACCAUGGAUACCACUGAGAAUAUAACAUCAGUGGACAAAGACAUGACCAUUGCUAUGAUCAACUACUUCGCCAACUUUGUCAAAUUUGGGAACCCAAAUGGUAACAUGAGUGAUGCAUCCCGUUCAAACACCUACCCCGAAUGGCCAGAAUUUACCACGGCCAAUCACUUAUACAUGGACAUUGGCUCAAACAGCACCAGUCUCGUCCUGAAUGUAAAGAAGGAUCUGCGCGCCAAACAAGCCUCGUUCUGGUUAGAGUAUAUCCCCUAUAUCAUGGGCAAGACAUGCACUGUACCAGAGUCAUGCGAGACAAAGUGCCCCUCACUGGAGGGUCGGAACAUCGGUGAUCUUGAUAUAACAGUGGGCCAAGCGCAAGCUGUUAUUGUGAUCCUGGCAGUAGGUACCGCUGUGUCUGGAUGUCUUUCUCUGAUUCUCCUCUCUGCCUGCAGUAAAUUGAGAAAGCAGGUCAAACUGAAGUAAAAGAAUGCCAAUUCUCCCAAAGAUAACCUAGGAUUCUCAUGAGUUAGAGAGACUGGAUUAACUGACUGUAACUGGUCAACCAAGCAACUCUGGUCGGCUGCAGAAGUGCCGAAAAAUAUAAAUGCAUAUUGCGCAAUAUCUGGUGCGAGUGAUAAGCAAACAACCUGGAAACAAAAUGUACUGAUCUCCGUUACAUAUGGCCGAAGUUUGGGAAAUUCUUCACUGAUAUUCUAACCCAAAAGUAUACAAUCUUUUUUAUGUCACCUUGCAGUCUGACCUCGGUAGGUUUCAACCACUUUAUGUAUUCUCAGUCAUUGGCAUGUCGAAAUCAUAUGUACAAAUGUACAUGUAUAUGUGUAAUUUCAUAGAUAAUAGAUUGUACGUUCGCUUUACGGUUAAUACAA
Lineus longissimus is the source of this 2636-nucleotide messenger RNA. RefSeq names its product carboxylesterase 1D-like. NCBI's taxonomy places the organism in Eukaryota, Metazoa, Nemertea, Pilidiophora, Heteronemertea, Lineidae. The record is from RefSeq and is a predicted model, not a curated record. Bases 184 to 2232 code for a protein of 682 amino acids. The transcript has 3 exons.